CUGGUUUUGAAAAGGGUUGCAAGCAAUUCAGCUCGUCUUCCUGCUUCCAUGAUCCAUUCAAGAACGAAGGCAAUCAAUCAAACACAACCAAUUGUAAUUCGCGAUUACAUCAAUCACUUCCAUUCUCAAACAUACCGCACUACUCGUCCUUCUAAACCCAAGACCAAACAUCGCCAUGAACAACGACCUCACAGACCCACCGUAAGGCCUCGCAAACCCAUUCCUUUCGUCACCAGCGUCAAGGAGGUACUAGACCCAGACGAUGCCUUAUCUCUCUUCCACGAGUAUCACCAAAUGGGCUUCAAGCACGACUAUCCCUCUUACUCUGCUCUCGUGUACAAGCUUGCUCGCUCUCGCAACUUUGAAGCUGUAGAGACCAUUCUUGGUCUUAUACAGGACCGAGAUAUUCGGUGCAGAGAGACCCUUUUCAUUGCUUUGAUUCAACAUUAUGGGAAAACCCAUUUGGUGGACAAAGCCAUUGAGCUUUUUCAUAGAAUGCCUUCGUUUAAUUGUGUCCGUACUUUGCAGUCUCUUAAUGCGCUCCUCAAUGCACUGGUCGAUAAUGACCGGUUUUCCGAUGCGAAUGAGAUUUUUGAUCGUUCUUCUAAGAUGGGUUUUCGUCCGAAUUCAGUCUCGUUUAAUGUAAUGAUCAAAGGGUGGCUGAGAAAGGAUGAGUGGGAACAAGCGUGCAAGCUGUUUGAUCAAAUGCUUGAGAGAAAUGAGCAACCCAGUGUGGUGACGUAUAAUAGUCUUAUUGGGUUUUUGUCCAGAAAGGGUUAUUUGGACAAAGCAAUGAGCUUGCUUGAGGAUAUGACGCAGAAAGGAAAAUAUCCGAAUUCAGUAACAUAUGCGUUAUUGAUGGAAGGUUUGUGCUCUGUAGGAAAGUAUACCGAAGCUAAAAAGAUGAUGUUUGAUAUGGAGUAUCGUGGGUGUAAACCGCGGCUUGUGAAUUAUGGUGUUUUGAUGAGUGAUCUUGGGAAGAAAGGGAAGAUUGAGGAGGCAAAAUCUUUACUUCACGAGAUGAAGAAAAGGCAGUUUAAGCCGGAUGUUGUCACCUAUAAUAUAUUGUUAAAUUAUCUGUGCAAGGAAGGUAAAGUGGUAGAGGCUUAUAAAGUUUUGAUUGAAAUGGAGGUUGGAGGUUGUAAGCCGAAUGCAGCUACUUACAGAAUGAUGGUUGAUGGAUUUUGCAGGGUUAGGGAUUUCGAGGGAGGUUUGAAGGUGUUGAAUGUAAUGUUAACAAGUAGGCAUUGUCCACGUUCAGAAACAUUUAAAUGUUUGAUGGUGGGACUGUUGAAGUGUGGAAAAAUUGAUGGUGCCUGCUUUGUUUUGGAGGAGAUGGAGAAGAGAAAGAUUCAAAUUGAUUUGGAGGCUUGGGAAGCCUUGAUCAUGGAUACUUGUGGAGGGGAUAGAGGUGCCUGUAGGCUUCUAACUGAACUGGUUUCUGGGCAGAAUUGUGUUACGGAAGAGAAAAUUGCAUGACAUUGUUGCGACAUUUUGUAGUCUUCCAAGGAUUUGCGUCAGUAAGGCACUUGAUCAUCACCAGUGCAAUUGGUGGUUGGGUUUAAUUAAUCAUUUCUGCCAGGCUUGAGAUUCCUGUGGAAGUAUAAAUGGCAACAAGUAGACAUGUCCAUAGAUAGAGAUAUCUUGUUUAUUGGCUGUUUGCUUGAAUUAGUGUAGAAGAUGGACAGCCCUUUGUUUAGGCAAGUUUUGUGAGCUCUCAUUAGUGAUGCUUGUGGUGGAAAUUGAGGUGCUGGAGGCUUGUAAUUGAAAUGAUCGUUGCCCAUUUGUAGGCUUCAGGGAAGAAAAGAAGGAUUUGAUUGUUGAAAAUUGAAAUAUUUUUAGUUGUCCA
This is a messenger RNA of Alnus glutinosa, 1849 nucleotides long. RefSeq names its product pentatricopeptide repeat-containing protein At1g07740, mitochondrial. The transcript has a single exon. The record is from RefSeq and is a predicted model, not a curated record. Gene Ontology annotation, molecular function: protein binding. NCBI's taxonomy places the organism in Eukaryota, Viridiplantae, Streptophyta, Magnoliopsida, Fagales, Betulaceae. Bases 49 to 1479 code for a protein of 476 amino acids.